UAAUCCUCCUGAGCAGUGCCAUGCGGCCCCUGUGGCUGUGUUGGGCACUCUGGGUGCUGCCCCUGGCCUGCCCUGGAGUGGCCCUGACCGAAGAGCGGGUCUUGGGCAGCCUGCUGCAACAGCUGCAUCUCAGGCAAGCGCCUGUCCUGGACAGGACUGACGUGGAGGGGCUGACCAUCCCUGCCCACUUGAGGGCCCGGUACGUGGCCCUGCUGCAGCGCAGCCAUGGGGACCGUCCCCGUGGAAAGAGGUUCAGCCAGAACUUCCGAGAGGUGGCGGGCAGGUUCCUGGUGUCCGAGGUGUCCACACACCUGCUGGUGUUCGGCAUGGAGCAGCGGCUGCCGCCCAACAGCGAGCUGGUGCAGGCGGUGCUGCGGCUCUUCCAGCAGCCGCUUCCCAGGGCCGCGCUCCGCAGGCUGGAGCGCAGCGCCCGGGCGCAGGUCACCAUCGAGUGGCUGCGCGUCCGCGACGACGGCUCCAACCGCACGUCCCUCAUCGACUCCAGGCUGGUGUCGGUGCACGAGAGCGGCUGGAAGGCGUUCGACGUGACCGAGGCCGUGAACUUCUGGCAGCAGCUGAGCCGGCCCCGGCAGCCGCUGCUGCUGCAGGUGUCGGUGCAGAGCGAGCACCUGGGCCCCGGGGCCUCGGGCGCGCACAGGCUGGUGCGCUUCGCCGCGCAGGGGACGGCGGGCGCCGCGCGGGGCGAGCCGCAGCUGGAGCUGCACACGCUGGACCUCAAGGACUACGGAGCUCAAGGCAAUUGUGACCCUGAGGCACCAGUGACUAAGGACACCCGCUGCUGCCGCCAGGAGAUGUACCUGGACCUGCAGGGGAUGAAGUGGGCGGAGAACUGGGUCCUGGAGCCCCCGGGCUUCCUGGCCUAUGAGUGUGUGGGCAGCUGCCUGCAGCCCCCAAAGCCCCUGACCUUCCAGUGGACGUUCCUGGGGCCUCGGCAGUGCAUCGCCUCAGAGACUGCCUCACUGCCCAUGAUCGUCACUAUCAAGGAGGGAGGCAGGACCAGGCCCCAGGUGGUCAGCCUGCCCAACAUGAGGGUGCAGAAGUGCAGCUGUGCCUCGGAUGGGGCACCUGUGCCCAGGGGCCUGGAGCCCUAG
Molecule: messenger RNA, 1112 nt
Organism: Castor canadensis (American beaver)
Lineage: Eukaryota; Metazoa; Chordata; Mammalia; Rodentia; Castoridae
Product: left-right determination factor 2-like
Biological process (GO): anterior/posterior axis specification
Cellular component (GO): extracellular region
Molecular function (GO): cytokine activity; growth factor activity; transforming growth factor beta receptor binding
Source: RefSeq, a predicted model, not a curated record